Priapulus caudatus is the source of this 3029-nucleotide messenger RNA. Its product is annotated as general transcription factor IIE subunit 1-like. The transcript is spliced from 7 exons. Gene Ontology annotation, biological process: transcription initiation at RNA polymerase II promoter; transcription open complex formation at RNA polymerase II promoter. The coding region runs from base 146 to 1414 and encodes 422 amino acids. The record is from RefSeq and is a predicted model, not a curated record. NCBI's taxonomy places the organism in Eukaryota, Metazoa, Priapulida, Priapulimorpha, Priapulimorphida, Priapulidae. Gene Ontology annotation, cellular component: transcription factor TFIIE complex.
CAGAUAAUUGACAAGGAAAACAGAAGAUGGUGGCAGGCACAGCAGAAAUCUGAGCAGAAGAAAAAGAAGACUGGGAAAUAGAAACUGCAUGGUUCCCUCGCUCCGCGACAACGCGCCGCUCUGAGGAUCUGGUGGAGUAGGCGUCAUGGCGUCGCUUCUGCAGCACGUUCACGGUGGGAUCCUUACUGAGGUUCCCAGCAGCCUGAAGCGUCUCGCUCGCCUCGUCGUACGCGGAUUCUACGGCGUCGAACACGCCAUCGUCAUCGACCUCCUAGUCAGCCACCCAUGCGUGAAGGAAGACGACCUUGCCGAGCUUCUCCGCUUCGAACGCAAGCACCUCCGCGCGAUCAUCGGCCAGCUGAAAGCCGACAAACUCAUCAAGGUGCGUCUUCGCGUCGAGACGACCGCGGACGGCAAGGCGUCGAAGCACAACUACUACUUCAUCAACUACAAGGUGUUCGUGAACGUCGUCAAGUACCGGCUCGACCACAUGCGGCGGCGCAUCGAGGUUGAGGAGCGAGACUCGACGAGUCGCGCGUCGUUCAAGUGCGGAAACUGCGCAAAGUCGUACACCGACCUCGAGGUCGACCGGCUCUUCGACUUCACGACGGGAGAGUUCCGCUGCAGUUACUGCAACACGCAGGUGGAGGAGGACCACGGCUCGCUGCCGAAGAAGGACGCACGGACGCUUCUCGCGCGAUUCAACGAGCAGAUGCAGCCGAUAUUCGACCUCAUGCGAGACACGGAGGACAUGCGGUUGGACCAGAGCAUCCUCGAACCGGAGCCGACGAACAUAGAGAGCAUCCGCGCCAACAUGCCUAACAGGGGACAUGCAGGAAUGGGUCAAACGCGAGACCCAAACCAACAUGUAUGGAGCGGCCAGCAGCAUACCGGCUUCCAGAUGUACGAGCAAGGUGUCACCGUGAAUGUUGGCGAUGAACAGAAGAAGGCUAGGGAUGUAGAGAAGAAGGAGCAGCCUAUCUGGAUGGCUGCUAGCACUGUACAGGGCGUGUCGACGAUCGAGAGUGAAUCCUCGAUGCAGUUCCCCGCGCCGGAGUCAUUCGCCGGUCCGUCGGCGGUGCUAGAGGGCGCUCCUGCUGCCGCAGUGGACGAAAACGAUGAUAUCAUGCGAGCGCUACUCGCGCACGAGAAGAAGAGCGCGGCGGCGGAUUUCCCGGGAAGCGGCAACGAGAGCGACACGAGCGAGGAAGAGGAUAGCAAGCCACAGACAUCGGCAGAUGCAGUGGCAGACUUCGACAGUGACGAGGACGAGGAAGCCGUCAUGGUGAGCAUCGGUAACAUGAGGAUUCCGCUAGACGAGGUGACCGAGGAACUAGUCGCCAGGAUGACCGCCGCCGAGAAGGAGACGUACAUCAGGAUAGGACAGGAAGCAUACUCCAGCAUGUACGACUGAUAGCAUCAGUAGCUGGGAGAAAAGGAGACGUACAUCAGGAUAGGACUUGAAGCUUACUCCAACAUGUACAACUGAUACGUCGGGGUGUUAGCGUCAGUAGCUGGUGGAUGAAGUGGACGGAUGAGGGUUGCAGUUGGUUCUACUGACAGUUGAUCGUUCUAGCGAGGGAAAUACGAGGAAGACACUGUAGUGCAGAUGUGAAGGUUAUAUAUGAUAGACAUAGGGCUGAAAUAGUGAUCGUCCCACUUGGUAAGGAAAUGUACUGUAUAGUAUGAGUACACUCAAUGAGGUGUCACUCGUGGAAGUAGUUUUGAUAGUAUUCUCGGCUGCGAGGUGUGAGAUACGUUUACAGAACUGUGUGUAAAACUGUUUGUGUGUGUUGUGAGGAGGCACACGCAGCGAUAUUCCAUAGUUAGUGUAUGUCUGAAAAUGAUGCCUUGCUUUCAUCUUUUCGUUGCCAUUUCCCGCAAUAAGAGAACGUGAGGUGACAUUUGCCUGGUUUCCAGCAUCUCCUACAUUAAGCAAUUGUGUAACGGCACAAUGUGGAAAGGGCUUCUUUGCGUAUCAGGAUAUAGCAUGGAUAAAAUGCAGCCAAAUUGUGAGUAUGGAGCUCAGAAGUCAGGGAGGUUAAAAAACAAAUUUUAGGUAUUUUGCUGGCUUACUUUUCACGGUCAUCUGACGUGCAUUAAUGGCUCGCAGGUUGUGUAAUAUUGUUUAGCAGAGAUCACAGCAUUAUUGUUCGAAGCACGUCGUAUGUGAUGUACAGAGGUGAGUGAGCGUAGGACUAUAUAGAUUUUUGCUUUGUUGCAUGUUCAUUGUGUAUGGGAAAGCUUUUGUGCUAAGUAUGCGUUCUAUGUAUAUAUGCUUGUCACCCUUUUCAUGCAUAUUGGCGUCAGCUAACUCUGAGUCUGUUUGAGCACUGGUAUGCUCAUGUCAGUUGAUUGUUUCACUUGACUAAGAGUCCGAAUUAGUAUGUCAUAGAAAACGGUUUGAUGUUCAUUAUAUGUUACAUUAUCUAUUUUUUUGAGAAGUAGUGUGCAUAUUUUUUUUUAUUAUAGAUGGUUCACGAAGUAAAAUAUUCAUCUUGAUUAAUAUAAUCAGGAGUUGAUAAUAGGGAACUACUAUUAUCUACUUCUGAUAUAAUCAUACCGUGAGAGAUGUGGCCUCGAUUUUUGUUUGCUGGUAAGCUUUUAUGUAUUUGUAGCAGACACACACCAAGGGUGAAAGAUAGUGUGAACAAUGAACUUAGAAUAAUAUUAAUAACCGAUUUUUAUAGUGUGAUGAGAAAUUUCUACUAUAUUUUUAUUAUGCUCUCAGCUAUAAAAUUUCCUGCGUAUUUCCCGCGACAAUUCACAGAAUAAUGCUGUGCACUAAGGAAUCUAGUAUUGUGAAGAUAUUCCUCAACUGUAUUAUGCAAUUCUAAUCUUAGUGUACGAUGGUGAGAUUCAAUGUAUCUCUCCAAGGUUAAAUCAAAACUGUUUUGGAUUAAUUCAACUGAACAUAAAAACGAGUAAGGGUUAAUUUCAUGUAUGUCAUUUGUAGUUUCAGCCAUUGUAUUUAUUCAUAUAUUCAUAAGUUUGGUAAUAAACUUUUGGUAUGAUUGAAUGAUCUGUAA